AUGUACAAGGCCGUCAUCCUGCCGACGCUACUGUAUGGAGCGGAGACAUGGACGGUGUACACGAGGCAGGCACGCCGACUGAACCACUUCCACCUCAGCUGUCUCCGCCGCAUCCUGAGGCUGAACUGGCAGGAUCGAAUCCCCGACACGGAAGUGCUGGAACGGACGGGAAUUCUAAGCAUCUACCUCAUGCUGAGACAAAUGCAGCUGCGCUGGAGCGGCCAUCUGGUGCGCAUGGACGACGAGCGACUACCCAAAAGUCUGUUCUACGGAGACAUCGCGACGGGUUCUCGCUGUCAAGGCGGACAGACUCGCCGUUACAAGGAUACCCUGAAGUCCUCCCUGAAGCGCCUGCACAUCAACCCGACCAACUGGGAAGAGCUCGCCCGCGAUCGUCCGACAUGGAGGAGAACAGUGAAGACGGGCGCUGCUAUCUACGAAGCCAACCGCAUCGCCGCCGCCAAAAUGAAACGCGAAGUCCGCAAAUCACAACUCCGCCCAAUACGCAACGCCGCCGCACAACCUCUCCCUACAUGUCCUCGAUGUCAACGGACAUUCCGGGCACGAAUCGGACUUGUUGGACAUCUUCGAACCAACUGCACCUCUCGAACUGCCCCAGCCAUCGUUCCCCCGCCCGCCUCUUCCUCGUCCUCUCUUCCGCCAACUAACUCUGACACUCCUUCUGCACCACCACUUCCAUCCUCCUCCAUCUCCUCCACUGCCCCAGCGGUGGCCGUUCAGGCUGCCGUCUCACACGUCGCCAACCACGACACAACAACCACAACCACCCCCACCUCUCCCGAUUCCAGUGAUGAGGAUCAGGACUACACCUGCCCUCACUGUGACCGCACCUUCACCUCACACAUCGGCUGGUCGGUCACUUGCGAAUCCAUCGCACAGAGACUGGUGAACCAGUGCCUAGAGCACCAACCUACACCCACCGCACUCGCCUCCACUGCCCACAAUGCCCUGGCACCUUCACUCACCGCAUGGGCCUGUUCGGCCACAUGCGCAUCCACGAGAGCGGAAUUGACCGCAGCCUUGACACACCCACCCCGCCGAGCCCCACUCCCAAUCCACCACCUUGUGCACCCACUAACCACUCCCCAGCCGACAUCGACGCCACCGACCUUACCACCCCUCACUCCUCCCCUUCCUCCUCAUCUUCCUCCAUCACUGCCACAACGACGGCCGCUUCGGCGUCUGUCGCCCACGACCUCACCACAGCCGAACCUGACACAACAACCGGCACAACCCCUGCAACCUCCAUCAUCAGACUUGAGGGCCAGGACUACAUCUGCCCUCACUGCGAUCGCACCUUCACUUCACGCAUCGGCCUGGUCGGUCACUUGCGAAUCCAUCGCACAGAGACUGGCGAACCAGUGCCUGAAGCACCAACCUACACCCACCGCACUCGCCUCCACUGCCCACACUGCCCUCGCACCUUCACGCAUCGCAUGGGUCUAUUCGGCCACAUGCGCAUCCACGACGACCUGCGGUAGACAACCGCUGGUCACACCACACAUUCCCUCACUCCCCACCUCCUAA
Molecule: messenger RNA, 1548 nt
Organism: Spirometra erinaceieuropaei
Lineage: Eukaryota; Metazoa; Platyhelminthes; Cestoda; Diphyllobothriidea; Diphyllobothriidae
Source: the annotation of a GenBank genome assembly